Diversispora eburnea is the source of this 1188-nucleotide messenger RNA. The record is from the annotation of a GenBank genome assembly. NCBI's taxonomy places the organism in Eukaryota, Fungi, Glomeromycota, Glomeromycetes, Diversisporales, Diversisporaceae.
AUGCUUACCACUUAUCAAAGCGAUGCUUUUGUUGGUAUUUUAUAUGGAGCUGCUGUGAUAGUAUCUUUACAUAAUUUUAUCAUAUCAAUCGUUUUAUACAAAGCUCGUAAAUCAAAUGUUUCUAAUAUCAACAAAAUUAUCUUGAAUCUUAGUUGCAUGAUACUUUUCUUAUUCAGAUUUGUAUUGGCAUUUGCACCUACCUGGAUAGAUUUAUCUGGUUGCCAUUUUAUAAGUUAUAUGGCACAUAUUGUAACAUUUUUUUAUGGAACAUCCUUAGCAAUUUUUUUAUUGUGGCGUUUAAGACAAAUUGAAAGUUCGCAAUUAGAUAAAUGGGCGAGCAUCAUCUUAUUAUCAACAAGAACAAUAGCUCACCUUACAACAUUUGGUUUCGUAAGAGUAUUUCUAUCCAAACGCCCACUUCGAAAUUGGUGUAUAAUUGAUCAAACCAGGUUAAAAAUACCAGAAACAAUCACAGUAGUCAUAGACUUUUUGAUUGAUAUAUAUAUUACGGUUAGAUUAGUACAAGUCCUUCGUAUUGCCAACGAGAAUGCAGCAGGUCUCGGAUCAAGUGUGGGUAGGAAAACGAAACGAACACUAUUUACUGCAGUUAUGUAUUGGAAUUUUGUUCGUUUGGCAGUGGCUUUUGGACUAAAUUUAAUAACAGUUGUGGUCCUUGUAACUAGGAGUACACGUAUUGGAUCCAUCCCUGAUCAGCUUGUAGCUAUAACCUUUUUUAAUACAUUUUUCUUUAUUCUAAUGUCAUAUGUUGUGACCGUAGAUGCUGAAAUUGUUAAAGUAAUCGAAGGUGAAAAUCAAAAUAAAAAAGGAUCAAGUAAAUCUACAAGUGAAAAAUCGAGUUACCCUAGUUCCCCCACGAAUCGCGCGACUGCUGGUUCAGGAUCACUUCCAAAAUAUAAUACAUCUGAUACGCCUACUUCACCUACUUCAAAAAAUGAUUAUGAUAUAUCCAUGAAAAGAUUGUCAUUCUUUGAAUGGGCUAACUUUGUUCUGGGCUUUCGACAUGAAAAUAAUAACAUGCAGGAAUUUACCCAAAAGGAAUUUGAAGAAAUUAUUGGAGGAUCUUCAGAAGCUAACAAUCGUGACCCCGAAAAAGGAGAAACUACUAAUGAUCCAAAUCGCAACAGCAAUAUUAGUGGAGGAUCAACAAUAAUCAUCCCUGACGUUUAA